AUGGGCCGAGUUCUUCUCAAGGUUAUCAUUCUAGGCGAUAGUGGGGUCGGUAAGACCUCGCUGAUGAACCAGUAUGUGAACAAACGAUUCAGCAACCAGUACAAAGCAACCAUCGGCGCAGACUUCUUGACGAAGGAGGUCAUGGUCGAUGACCGUCUGGUCACCAUGCAGUUGUGGGACACUGCGGGUCAGGAGCGCUUCCAGUCCCUAGGUGUUGCAUUCUACCGCGGCGCAGAUUGCUGUGUCUUAGUAUACGAUGUCAACAGCUCCAAGUCGUUUGAGACUCUCGAUAGCUGGCGCGACGAAUUCCUUAUCCAAGCGAGCCCACACGAUCCAGAGAACUUUCCAUUCGUCGUGCUCGGUAACAAGAUUGAUAUGGAGGAGAGCAAACGACAAGUUACCCAGAAGCGCGCAAUGACAUGGUGCCAGUCCAAGGGCAACAUCCCCUACUUCGAGACAUCCGCGAAGGAGGCCAUCAAUGUCGAGCAGGCAUUCCAGACGGUCGCGAAGAAUGCUCUUCAGCAGGAAGCAGAGGAGCAACUAUACGUUGACUACCCUGAUCCUAUCAGAAUCGAUUCAGAGAGCACACGGAGUUUCGGGUGCUGUUCUUAA
Messenger RNA from Sparassis crispa, 612 nucleotides. Its product is annotated as Probable Ras-related protein. The record is from RefSeq and is a predicted model, not a curated record. Gene Ontology annotation, cellular component: fungal-type vacuole membrane; late endosome; vacuole. Gene Ontology annotation, biological process: regulation of vacuole fusion, non-autophagic. Gene Ontology annotation, molecular function: GTP binding; GTPase activity. Lineage: Eukaryota; Fungi; Basidiomycota; Agaricomycetes; Polyporales; Sparassidaceae. The transcript is spliced from 7 exons. Bases 1 to 612 code for a protein of 203 amino acids.